AUGGCGGCGGCCGUGGCGGGCCCACGUGGGCGCGGGGCCGCGGACACGGACACGGAUACGGAUACGGAUAGCGAUUCUGAGUUGAGCUCGGGACUUCCAGAAGACAGCUACUCUUCAGGAGGUGAAGCCCUGGAUGGUGAUGAUGAAGACGAAGCAGCAGCCUCUGGCAACGUGGCUGAAGAGGCAACAAGCUGCAAAGAUGGCCCAAGUUCAGGAUGGGCAGAUGCCAUGGCAAAAGUGCUCAACAAAAAGAUUCCACAGAAUAAGUCCACCAUCUUGGCCAAGAAUAAAAGCCUGGAGAAGGAGAGAGAGAAAAAAAAACAAGAAAGGCAAGAAAAGAAAAUGAGGCUCGAUAAAAAGCGGGAAUGGGAAAUGAUGUGCCGAGUGAAGCCAGAUGUUGUCAAAGACCGAGAGAAGGAAAGAAACCUUCAGAGAAUUGCCACAAGAGGCGUUGUACAAUUAUUCAACGCUGUCAGGACGCACCAGAAGCAAAUGGAGGAGCAGAUGAAGAAAGUUGGGAACUCUGAGAGGAAGCGUGCUAAACUGAUGUCUUCUGUUUCAAAGAGAGAUUUCAUUGAUGUUUUAAGAAACAUGGAGGGGGCUAAAGGAGGCAAGAAUCCUGCUGGAAAGGCCACAAAAAGUAAACAGGGUGAAGUGAAGUCUGAAGAGGGGCCAGAAUGGAAUAUACUGCGUGAUGACUUCAUGAUGGGAGCAUCUAUGAAGGACUGGGACAAGGAAAGCGAUGGAGAGGGCAACACUGAAGAAGGAGGUGGUCUGAAACAAGAAGAUGACAGUGACUGAAUGAAACUAAAACCCAUUCAAGAUAAUGUUUUAUCUUCUUAAGUUUCCUUGGAUAAAAAGUCAGCAUUCUGUGAAUGUACAACACGUGGAGGAGAAUUCUUUUAAAAGAAAAAAAGAGACUUGCACAACCUUGGAGUGUUUUCUCCUCCAUGUCAAACUUUUAUUUAAUAUAGCUCCAUUUGCUAUACUGAAAUCCUGAAAUAUUUUCCAAAACAAGUAUAAUUUUCAACAUAUUUCCAAAACAUUUUGUACAGUCAAAAUAGUGGCACUUGCCCAAUGAAAGACAGAUUUUGCCAAGGUCAUUAAAAGUUUAUACAUUAGUCAUGGCAAUUGAUGUAUUAAUGUGCCUGCAUUUCCAAAUCACUGCUGCACUUUGGAAAGUUGUUGCAAUUUGCAAUAGAAAUGGCUUACAAUAAACACAGA
Cinclus cinclus is the source of this 1224-nucleotide messenger RNA. It is a transcript of the gene RRP15, whose product is annotated as ribosomal RNA processing 15 homolog. The record is from RefSeq and is a predicted model, not a curated record. NCBI's taxonomy places the organism in Eukaryota, Metazoa, Chordata, Aves, Passeriformes, Cinclidae. Gene Ontology annotation, biological process: maturation of LSU-rRNA; maturation of 5.8S rRNA. Bases 1 to 801 code for a protein of 266 amino acids. The transcript has 5 exons. Gene Ontology annotation, cellular component: preribosome, large subunit precursor.